This is a messenger RNA of Drosophila bipectinata, 1444 nucleotides long. RefSeq names its product Peptidylglycine-alpha-hydroxylating monooxygenase (gene Phm). Gene Ontology annotation, cellular component: membrane; extracellular region. Gene Ontology annotation, biological process: peptide metabolic process. NCBI's taxonomy places the organism in Eukaryota, Metazoa, Arthropoda, Insecta, Diptera, Drosophilidae. The record is from RefSeq and is a predicted model, not a curated record. Gene Ontology annotation, molecular function: copper ion binding; oxidoreductase activity, acting on paired donors, with incorporation or reduction of molecular oxygen, reduced ascorbate as one donor, and incorporation of one atom of oxygen.
GCCUAGCCUACGUGUGGAAAAAGUAUCUCAGGGCACAAUACGUGUUGUGUUGUUCUUCCACAAAGGAAGGUUUUUUGUUUUUCUGUUUUUAAAAAAUACAAAAAAAAAUUAGUAAAGGAAAACCAAAUUUAAAAUGUCACGAAUAUCCGGAGUCUCCAUCCCCCUGGUGGGCUUCCUCCUUAUCAAUGCGAUGAGUGUAAAUGGCCUUGUGGAGCAGGGGAUGUACCAGAGCUCCAACAAUCAACAGAAUCUCGACAGCAAUUCGGCAACAGGCGCAACGGGAUCUUUUCCCUUCUUAAUGCCCAUGGUUUCCCCCAAAACCCCGGAUUUGUACUUGUGCACCCCAAUCAAAGUCGAUCCAACUACCACCUACUAUAUUGUUGGCUUCAAUCCCAAUGCCACCAUGAACACGGCCCACCAUAUGCUGCUCUACGGAUGCGGAGAGCCCGGAACAACAAAAACUACUUGGAACUGCGGAGAAAUGGCUCGGGCUUCCGAAGAAGAAAUGGCCAGUCCCUGUGGACCUCACUCCCAUUCUCAGAUCAUCUAUGCCUGGGCCAGAGAUGCUAAAAAACUCAACUUACCAGAAGGAGUUGGGUUCAAGGUUGGUAAAGAUUCACCCACCAAGUACUUGGUGCUGCAAGUGCAUUAUGCUCACAUCGACAGAUUCAAGGAUGGUUCCACGGAUGACUCGGGAGUCUUUUUAGAUUACACAGAAACCCCUCGUAAAAAGUUGGCUGGCACCUUGUUGCUGGGCACUGAUGGAAUGAUUCCCCCCAUGAAAACGGAGCACCUGGAAACGGCUUGCGAGAUAAACGAGAACAAGGUGCUGCAUCCCUUCGCCUAUCGAGUACACACCCACGGAUUGGGCAAAGUGGUGUCAGGAUAUAGAGUGAGGUCGGACAGCGAGGGUACCCAGGAGUGGCUUCAGUUGGGCAAGAGAGAUCCGCUUACCCCGCAGAUGUUCUACAAUGUCAGCAGCCAUGAGCCCAUUCUAUCGGGGGAUCAAAUUGCAGUGAGGUGCACCAUGGAGAGUACUCGUCAUCGGGUAACCAAAGUCGGUCCCACUAACGAGGAUGAAAUGUGCAAUUUCUAUCUCAUGUAUUACGUGGAUCACGGCGAGACUCUGGACAUGAAGUUCUGCUUUAGCCAAGGUGCUCCCUAUUAUCAUUGGUCGAAUCCCGAUACUGGCCUACACAAUAUCCCACAUAUCGAAGCGAGCACCUUGUAAUCUGGUUGCCAAUAGCGGUACAACACUGUGGCGUUUAGUGAAACGAAUGUAUACUAAUUUAUUGUCUGGAUUUUUUCCAUCGUGUUUGAGAUGCGAUCAUAGUUGACCCUCAUAAUGUAUCCUAUUCAGUUGUGUGUUUCCUGUUGAAGUGGCCACCUAAUGAUGUAUGUAAAUUAUGUGUACGUGUAAAUAAUAAAAAAAGAAACAUAUGUA